AACCCCUUUCCCUUUAAAUAUACAGUAUUAAACACAAACAUUCUCGUAUUUUUUCUCCGAUCCAUACAUUUCUCAUCUCUUUAAUCAAAAAUCACUAGUCACAAAUGAAAUCAAAAUAUCUGAGCAUUGCCUCACUCAAGCGCAAGCUUCUCAAACCAUGCAAAAAAAUAGUCAAAUUCAUCAUCAAGCUUCGCCCGAGGAAGCCACUCUCCAUAAAAUCUCUUCGCCUCCGCCGCCGCGGCGGCCGUCUCUCCAAGAUGAUGACUGUUUUCCGGUCGCCGCGCGACGAGAGGGAGAUGGACAGGGUGACGGAGCUAACGAGCUUCUCCCAAAGAGCGCCGCAUCCGUCGCCGCUGACGCCGGCGUACAUAAGAAUGAGCGCGAAAGCGGGAGAAGAAGAAGAUGAUCACGUGGAAGAAGCGUGUAGAAGCUUCGAGAAGUAUCUGGUGGAGAUGAUCGUGGAGGAGGGGAAAGUGAGGGAUUUGGGUGACGUGGAAGAGCUGCUGUACUGUUGGGAGGAGCUUAGGUCGCCGGUUUUCCUUGCUUUGGUGUGCCGCUUUUAUAGGGAGCUUUGCACGGAUUUGUUUUCCGCCAAUCAUUUGCAAACCUAGAACUAGAAUUGCUUUUUUUAAUUUCAUUCUCAAAUUUGUAAUUCUUGGUGAUAUAUAUAUAGUUCGCAUGGUUCUAUUGCAGGCAGCAAGAGCAAUUGCAAAUGCAAUGUUCAAACUUUUCAUGUAAAGUAGUAUGAUUUAUAAUAGAAGAAUAUAUAUAUAAUCCGAGCUACAUA
Molecule: messenger RNA, 787 nt
Organism: Salvia miltiorrhiza (redroot sage)
Lineage: Eukaryota; Viridiplantae; Streptophyta; Magnoliopsida; Lamiales; Lamiaceae
Product: transcription repressor OFP17-like
Exons: 1
Coding region: 105-611 (168 amino acids)
Biological process (GO): negative regulation of DNA-templated transcription
Source: RefSeq, a predicted model, not a curated record